AUACCUGGCUGAGGAAGCUAUGUGUCUGCUGCACGAAGAGACUUGCUCUUAUCAUACAUGCUUUUAGAGACCAGCCAGCCACCAUGAAGAUCUGCUGUGGCCCGUUGCAUCCCCGGUAUCAAAUUGUGCUGUUUCUGACUGUGUUGACCAUGCUCUUCCUUCUGUCCUCUUUUAUUAAGGAGCCAAGCACAAAACCCUCCAGGUAUCAGUCUAUAAAGAUCAACGAAGAACGUUCCCAGGAGAUGGUACCAGAGGCCGCACACCACCAACCCAUCGUGGCACUGCCACCCGGCAUUCAAGAGAAGGGGACUACCUCGGUCAGGAGAGAGGGGCUGGGCCUGCAGAGUCAGGACAGAGAGGCAGCCAGAGCGGGAGAGGCAAAGAGGGAGUUGAAGACCGUGAGGACAGCAUCAAGGGAGCAUCAGAGCAAGUCGGAGCCUACAGCAAAGAUGCUUGCUCCAGAAGGGAGCAGCAAAAGAGCGACAGUUACAGGAGCGCUGCCAACAGGGCUGAGAAAGAGACCACCGGCCACAGGAGCUGUCCCAGCCAAGGAGAAGGCGGCCCAGGCCCCCCCUUCCCGAGCUUCUUUACCGGCCACAGGAGCUGUCCCAGCCAGGGAGAAGGCGGCCCAGGCCCCCCGUUCCCCUGCUUCUUUCCCACACCCCACCACAAAAAGAAGCCAAAGGCUGAAGGCCUCUGACUUCAAGUCUGAGCCUCGGUGGGAUUUUGAGGAAGAAUAUAGCUUGGAUGGGGGAGACCUGCAGACGACCUGCCCUGACUCUUUGAAGGUCAGGGCCUCCAAGUCACCAUGGCUACAGAAUAUCUUUCUGCCCAACAUCACUCUCUUCCUGGACUCGGAACACUUCAGCCAGAGUGAGUGGGACCGCCUAGAGCACUUCGGGCCGCCCUUCGGCUUCAUGGAGCUCAACCAGUCCUUGGUCCAGAAGGUCGUGAGCCGAUUCCCGAGGGUACCCCAUCAGCAGCUGCUCCUGGCCAGCCUUAACCCCGGGAAGCCCAGGUGCAUAACCUGUGCCGUGGUGGGCAACGGGGGCAUCCUGAACGACUCACACGUGGGCCAGGACAUCGACAGCCACGACUACGUUUUUCGACUGAGCGGAGCGGUUACUAAAGGAUACGAACGGGAUGUGGGGACCCGGACAUCCUUCUACGGCUUCACGGCCUUCUCCCUGGUCCAGUCUAUCCUCACAUUGGGUCAUCAAGGUUUCCAGCACGUGCCUCUGGGGAAGGACGUCCGAUACCUGCACUUCCUGGAAGGCACGCGGGACUAUGAGUGGCUGGAAGCGAUGUUUCUGAAUCAGACCAUGGCAAAAACCAAACUCUCCUGGUUCAGGCACAGGCCCCAGGAAGCCUUUCGGGACGCCCUGGACUUGAAUAGAUACUUGCUGCUCCACCCAGACUUUCUCCGCUACAUGAAGAACAGGUUUCUGAGGUCAAAGACGCUGGACACUGUGCACUGGAGAAUAUACCGCCCCACCACUGGCGCCCUCCUGCUGCUUACGGCCCUUCAUCUCUGUGACAAGGUGAGUGCCUAUGGCUUCAUCACCCAGGGCCACGAGCGCUUCUCUGAUCACUACUAUGACAAAACGUGGAAAAAGCUCAUCUUUUACAUAAACCAUGACUUCAAGUUAGAGAGAACGGUCUGGAAGCAGCUGCAUGACGAAGGUAUCAUCUGGCUGUACCAGCGCCCACAAAGUCCCAAAGUGCGUCCGGGGUGUGGCUCUCGCUGGAGAGCGGCGUCCGGUGUGACGGCCAUCGAAGAUCCCGGGGGACAGCCCCGAAACGGCGCUCGCGGCAGCAGCCAUUAG
Messenger RNA from Psammomys obesus (fat sand rat), 1826 nucleotides. RefSeq names its product ST6 N-acetylgalactosaminide alpha-2,6-sialyltransferase 1 (gene St6galnac1). The transcript has 10 exons. The record is from RefSeq and is a predicted model, not a curated record. Gene Ontology annotation, molecular function: alpha-N-acetylgalactosaminide alpha-2,6-sialyltransferase activity. Lineage: Eukaryota; Metazoa; Chordata; Mammalia; Rodentia; Muridae. Bases 84 to 1826 code for a protein of 580 amino acids.